GGCUUUUCUCUUUAGCGCUCAGGGCGCUGACCCACUGCUCUUCCUCUUAAGAAAGUGCUCCAUUCCUUCCGGCGCCCGGAGCUGCUGGCCCAAAGGGAUCCGGAGCGAGCUAGGGCAGACACCAUGACCACCCUUGAUGAUAAGUUGCUGGGGGAGAAACUGCAGUACUACUAUAGCAGCAGUGAGGAUGAGGACAGUGACCACGAGGACAAGGACCGAGGCAGAUGUGCCCCAGCCAGCAGUUCUGUGCCUGCAGAGGCUGAGCUGGCAGGCGAAGGCAUCUCAGUUAACACAGGCCCAAAAGGUGUGAUCAAUGACUGGCGCCGCUUCAAGCAGUUGGAGACAGAGCAGAGGGAGGAGCAGUGCCGGGAGAUGGAAAGGCUGAUCAAGAAGCUGUCAAUGACUUGCAGGUCCCAUCUGGAUGAAGAGGAGGAGCAACAGAAACAGAAAGACCUCCAGGAGAAGAUCAGUGGGAAGAUGACUCUGAAGGAGUUUGCCAUAAUGAAUGAGGACCAAGAUGAUGAAGAGUUUCUGCAGCAGUACCGGAAGCAGCGAAUGGAAGAGAUGCGGCAGCAGCUUCACAAGGGGCCCCAAUUCAAGCAGGUUUUUGAGAUCUCCAGUGGAGAAGGGUUUUUAGACAUGAUUGAUAAAGAACAGAAAAGCAUUGUCAUCAUGGUUCAUAUUUAUGAGGAUGGCAUUCCAGGGACCGAAGCCAUGAAUGGUUGCAUGAUCUGCCUUGCCGCAGAGUACCCAGCUGUCAAGUUCUGCAAGGUGAAGAGCUCAGUUAUUGGCGCCAGCAGUCAGUUCACCAGGAAUGCCCUUCCUGCCCUGCUGAUCUAUAAGGGGGGUGAAUUGAUCGGCAAUUUUGUUCGUGUUACUGACCAGCUGGGGGAUGAUUUCUUUGCUGUGGACCUUGAAGCUUUUCUCCAGGAAUUUGGAUUACUCCCAGAAAAGGAAGUCUUGGUGCUGACAUCUGUGCGUAACUCUGCCACGUGUCACAGUGAGGAUAGCGACCUGGAAAUAGAUUGAACUGAUAGUCUAGUUGCAUAGAUUUCUCAUUGUUUGGGUUGGAAUACACGUCAUUGUUUAUUUUUGUUCCUUUGUCUUCUGGCUUUUCAGCUGUUCUUUGUAGUCCCUUUUAUUAUGCAUAAAAUAAAGAAAUUCUUAGAUUAAAUCAGAAUGCUGAAUAACCUUGUAGCUAGCAAUAAGGUGACUUACAGUUGUAUAAACAGGAAGCCAGGCUUUUGAACUGUUUACUUAAGAUUCUGUGGUGUGACAUCUCUGUUAUUGUUUCCAGUCAAUAUUUACAAAGCAUCCUAAAGACAGGGUCUUGGAAAUUGUCUUCAGAUGAUCUUAGAGGUCUCUGCCAAGUCUGAGAGUAUAAUUCUGUAGGUAUUGUGUUAUUUGCAACGUAAAUAGUGCAUUUUCUUAAUCAAAUGAUUGUAAAUUAUAUUUACUUGUAAUCAGUUCCAUAGCUUUAGACGGUGGUUAGAUUUUUUUUUUCCCCACCAGGGUCUUGUUUAAAGGGGUGAGCCACCGCACCCAGUCCUGAGGGGUGGCCUCUGCUGCUGGAUUUCAUGUCUUCCUCCAGCAUGACUAAGUCUGGAACAGCAGGAAGGGUUGAUGCUUACUGACCUGGUGAUGUUAGAAGACAAGUAGUUUAUGGAUUUAAACAUUAGAGCUGGAGUGGGGCUGGAAAUCUUUGUAAAGGAAGUUCUUUCAGUAAGAUGCCCCUGCUUGUCUUUGUCUCUUUUUUGUUUAACAAGGUAACUUUUUGUUUAACAAGGUAACUUUUUGUUUAACCUAGAUUUUUUUUAAAACUUUUUUUUUUUUUCAUAUUGGAAAAGUAAUUCAUAUUCAGUAGAGGAAAACUGACCAAAACAGAAGCAAAAAUAAGAAAAUUAAAAUAAUCUCUAAUCCUACUACCUAGAAUAAAACACUAUUAAUAUUUUGGUCUGUUUCCUGCCAAGGUGUUUUCUGUGUAUACAUGGAUAUUUUGUUUGUUUUUAAACAAAACGAUGGGAUCAUUCUGAACAUACUGUUCUAUAGUAUGGUCAGCUAAUAAUAUAUCAGACCUUUUUUUAUAUUAUUAAAUAUUCUACAACUUUUUAAAAAUGUCUAUUAAUAUUCCAUCGUAUAGAUGUGAUAUAAUUUGCUUGAUGGUUGUCUCUUAAAAAGAAAGAUAGCAAAUACUUUUUUUAAAUUACAAAAGUGAUAGAUGUUCAUUGUAGAAAAUGUAAUAAACACUGUUAAGACUUAAAAGCCAUAUAAUUCCACCAACCAAAAUUAAUCCCUUUUGUCAUAUUUCUAGUCAUUUUUAUAGCCUUUUUUUCUAUGUAUUUAUAAUAAUUAUCAUUUGCGUUUUUUUCCUUUUUUUAACUUUAAAAAUGUAUAUUCUAGGGUCAGGGGAAAUGUAAUCUGGAAUUAAAUAUUAGCCUUAAAAUUCACAAUUUUGAUUUUCCUGGCUUUUCAGGAAUUGACUAACUGUAAAAGAGUCUUGAAAGUAUUUAGUCAACAAACAGAGUGCAUUUUUUUUUUUUUUGACUAAGAAAGCUCGUUGUAGUAGAAAGGGUGGAAUGUAUUGAAAAUUAUUAGAAGCAGGGAAGUAUUGUUAGUCUAGCUUAUUUCCUUUCAGUCUUUUUUCAAUAUUUUUAUAAACAUUGAGUACUUACUGAAUUUAGUUCUGUGCUCUUCCUUAUUUAGUGUUGUAUCAUAAAUACUUUGAUGUUUCAAACAUUCUAAAUAAAUAAUUUUCAGUGGCUUCAUAAUAUUUCAUCAUUUGGAUAUAUAAUAAUUUAUUUAACCAGUCUCUUUAUUUUUAUUUAUUUAUUUUGUUUGUUUUCUUUGAGAUGGAGUCUCGCUCUGUCACCCAGGCUGGAGUACAAUAGCGUGAUCUCGGCUCACUGCAACCUCCACCUCCUGGGUUCAAGCAGUUCUCCUGCCUCAGCCUCCUGAGUAGCUGGGACUACAGGCACAUGCCAUCACGCCUGGCUAAUUUUUGUAUUUUUACUAGAGAC
Messenger RNA from Homo sapiens (human), 3017 nucleotides. RefSeq names its product phosducin like (gene PDCL). Gene Ontology annotation, cellular component: cilium. The transcript is spliced from 4 exons. The record is from RefSeq and is marked reviewed. Gene Ontology annotation, biological process: positive regulation of smoothened signaling pathway; regulation of G protein-coupled receptor signaling pathway. Bases 124 to 1029 code for a protein of 301 amino acids. Lineage: Eukaryota; Metazoa; Chordata; Mammalia; Primates; Hominidae.